AUCGGGUUGAAUUUUUGGACGAUAUGGUCGGGUGGGAACGUGGGGUUGAUUGGUGUUAUCGGCUUCAUUUCACCGCCACCUCACACUCAGACUUUAGCAAUCCGAUCGCUUCGUUGCUCCUUUCUCUCCGUUCAAUCCAUACUCCGCAAUCGCCGCCGCCGCCGCCGCAGUUGCAGCGGCAGCAACCUUCAACCGCGCCGAUUCAGCCAUUGCACCGGUAGAGGCAGCCAAAAAGUGUGGGAUAAGAGAUGAUUUUGAGGGCCAGUUUUUGCGCUUCAGUUAAUUCCAGAUGGUGCAAAACUGAACCACAAAACUCUGUUCAUGUCUGUGGAAGUGUAUCAAUCGCUCGAAGCAACUAUCCUCGAAGUGCUGAUCUUUCACAGAAUUAUUUGAGAGAAGAAAAUAAACCAUCUCCAGAACUCAGAAGACAGCAUCAACCACAAAGUACCCAUAUACCUCAGAACUACUUGAAAAGGGAACAGAAACCGACUUCAGUUCCCACAGAGGAAUUAAGGCAGCAGUAUCCACAAAAUGCUGAUCUUCCUCGGUACUACUCUACAAAGGAAAAGAAACCAUUUCCAAUCCCUGUCUUGGAACUAAGGCGCGCAGCAAGAGAGAGGCUGAAGAGAAUGAAAGGAAAGCCCAGACGACCAACACCACCUCCCCGAAACGGAAUGCUGGUUAAAAGUUUGAUCCCUGUCGCAUAUGAAGUCAUGAAUGCAAGGGUCUUGCUGAUAAAUAAUCUGAAAAGGCUUAUGAAAGUAAUACCAGUUCUCGCAUGCAAGUAUUGCACUGAAGUUCAUGUGGGAUCAGUCGGGCAUCCUUUCAAAUCAUGCCGAGGUUUGCGAGCUAAUCACCGCUAUGGCCUUCACGCGUGGGCGAUGGCAAAGGUAGAAGACGUGUUUGUGCCAAUGGAGUCCUACCAUCUCCAUGAUCGCCUUGGGAGGCGGAUAACACACCAGGAGAGGUUUGCCAUUGCUCGUGUCCCAGCUGUAGUUGAACUCUGUGUCCAGGCCGGCGUCGAUCUGCCAGACCUAUCGACCAAGAGACGGAGGAAGCCUGUCAUUCGUUUAGGACGCAAUGAAAUCAUUGAUGCAGAUGAGGAUGACUUGCCUGAACCUGAACCUAGCAAGUUGAUAACACCCAUCAUGGAUGAAAUCCCUGACUCUGAGAUUGCUCCACCAUCCAAUACCGAGGAGACUGUGGCAUUGUCCGAAGAAACACUUACAGCGUGGGAGACUUUGCGCGGGGGCGUGGCCAAGUUGAUGAGGAAAUAUCCAGUGAGAGUGUGUGGGUACUGUCCAGAGGUGCACGUUGGGCCGAGCGGGCACAAGGCGCAGAACUGCGGAGCGCACAAGCAUCAGCAGCGCAAUGGGCAACAUGGAUGGCAAGCAGCGGUGCUAGAUGAUCUGAUUCUGCCCAAGUAUGUGUGGCAUGUCCCGGCAACUGCUUCAGAGCUGCAGUGGGAUCUGAGGCACUUCUACGGGCAAGCACCGGCUGUUGUGGAGCUCUGCGCCAAAGGAGGUGCGGUGGUGCCUGAUUGUUAUAAGCCUACCAUGAGGCUGGAUAUCGGGAUACCGACCAACUCUAGAGAAGCUGAGAUGGUGGUGUGAUCACACGCCUCGUCUUUUGCAUGUAAAAUGAAGUUAGCCAACGUACAUGAGCUCAUGUUGUCAUGGCUAGUACGAGAUUAAUUUUUAACGAGGGAAAAGAGUAUAUUUAAUUAGAACUUUUAAAA
Zingiber officinale is the source of this 1738-nucleotide messenger RNA. RefSeq names its product APO protein 2, chloroplastic-like. Gene Ontology annotation, molecular function: RNA binding. The transcript has 4 exons. Lineage: Eukaryota; Viridiplantae; Streptophyta; Magnoliopsida; Zingiberales; Zingiberaceae. The coding region runs from base 249 to 1613 and encodes 454 amino acids. The record is from RefSeq and is a predicted model, not a curated record.